AUGCAUUCUCAUCAGAAAAAAGCGCUUCUCAGCUGCUCUGGGAAUCAUGCAGCUGCUAUUGGGAUUUAUGGACACCUUUAUGUAUGAGGCAAAAACACAACUAGCGUCGAAGAAGCCACUCUAUCCCUUACACGUGAAUCUGCACCAGCCAAGGUCCAAGAACGUUUUACCUCCCAGCUCGGCUUCAGUGACCGUGAAAUAACCUACAUAGAAUCACCUAUCCCGCUUAAGCUAAAACAUGACGUUUACCACAUUCUUGCUGACCAAGUCGCCUGUGGGCCCAAUUUUACUUGCAUUAUUGGAAAAGAAAAAGUACCUUUUGACAUUUUCAAGACUGAAGAGGAGGAAGAAGAAGGAAAAGAUGAAUCCCAAGAAGAAACUGAAGACAAAACAGAAGACCCUUUUGACUAUGAAAUAGCAGACGAUGACUACAAGCCUACAAAGGCAGCUCUUGACAAUUUGAGAUCUCCUGAAACAAGCGGAUCUCUAGAAGAAAUCAUAAUGGUUGGAAAACAUCUGAGGUCUGAAAUCACCGGAUAUUUGAGUGAACACAAGCUUGAAAUAAUGACGCUUUUUAAGUCGAGCAGGCUAAAAGAAGUAAGCUUUAUUAAUAUCUUGAAAAAUCAGAUCAAGACUGUAAUCCAUGAAAAUAAACUGACCACGUAUAUUAAGGCUAAAAAUAUGAGGGUCCCUGGCUCAAAGGUAUACUUAAAGCCUAUUUAUGAGCUAGUUAGAAAGUGCAAGGAAAGUCAAGGGACUUUGUUUAUAUUUGGUAAUGACGCUGCACCUAUGAAGGGAGAACAAUAUCAAACCCAAAGAAUAAUAGAACCAACCAUGACCUAUCAUUUGGUGCAGCUGCCUAUAGGAGUGAUUUGUACGAAGGUCAGCUGUGGUGAAAAUUUUGUGCUUGUGCUUUCUAAUGUCGGAGAUGUUUACAGCUGAGGAAAAGUCAAAAUUCCGGCGCUUGGCAUUAAAAAGCCUACCAACUUUACUUCAAUCACUCCUAUGGGGGAGCCGCUGAAGGAUAUAACUGAUAUAGCGUGUGGGAAAUCUCAUUGUUUAGCUUUAAGACAUGGAGGUAUUGUGUAUAGCUGGGGCGAUGGAGAGUUUGGAAAGCUAGGCCAAGGCAAUAAUGAUAGUUUUAGGAAAGCUGAGCCAAUCAAUCUUGAUAAUGAUAACGGCCUUUUUAUCAGAGCUGGAGACAGAAGCUCUUUAUGUGUAGUUGAUUCUGACGUUUUUUAUGCAUGGGGAGACUCAUCUCAAGGCCAGUUUGGUAAAGAAGGGAUCUUUGAUAAGCCUGACAAGAUCAGAACUCUUUUUCCGAUUCAUGAUGCAGCCAUAGGCGAUAAGUGUAUAGUAUUUGUGAGCCAGUAUGGAGAGUUGCAUGUCUAUGGUCCGCGCUCCAUUGCUAGUGAAGGGGAAACUAAUAUUUCUGAGAAGCACAGACAUCUCAGCGAGGUGAGGUUUGAAAUGAUAACUGCAAAAGAUGACGUCUUCUUUGCGCUCACUACAAAUGGCUCAAUUUAUUCUUGGUCUUACAAAAUGGACAUUGACGGUAAGUUCAUUGCACCUCCAAACAUAGGCAGGCCAGUCUCAAAAAAAUACCCAGCAGAAAUUCCUUACGAAAUUUUAUCAGCUUCUCAACAAUUUGUAUCACAUGAAGCUAAAGAAACCAAAGAAACUGAAGAAGUUGAUGUGAUUCAAAAAUCGACUAGGAUAGUUAGAACAGGCUGUUUAGAAGAAAAUACUGUGCUUUUGAGUGACGCUGGGGAAGUUUUUAUAACUGGGAGUGGGAAAUAUGGCCAGCUUGGGAUGACUUUAGAAAGCACCCUUGAAGAAGAUGAAGAAACUAAAGGGUAUGAAGAAACUGAGCCAGAGCUUAAACAAUUUAGUCUUAUCCCAAAGCUUUCUAAUAGACUGCGCUCAAAAAUAGUUUCCAUUGUGUGUGGAUAUCAUCAUGUUAUAGCAAUCAAAAGUGAUGGAGUUUUCUUAGCAUGAGGACUUAAUGCUCAGGGGCAACUUGGACUAGGAAAUUUUGCACAGAAGCAUAAAAUACCGAUGCCUAUUGAAGCUUUAAAAGGAAAAAGAGGAGUUUCAGCUGCCGCUGGAGAGUCACAUACUCUUGUAAUUGUAGAAGAAAACGGUGAAAAAGCAGUUUAUGCCUUUGGGAGUGCAGAAAGUGGUAAACUUGGCCUGGGGAAUAUAAAAAGCACCACACUUAUAGCGACUCCUAGAGAAAUUCCUAGCUUAAAAAACGCAAAGCAUGUGUCUUGUGGAGAAAUUCACUCUCUAGCGAUAGGGUAUGAUGGAAAUAUCUAUACGUGGGGAGAUGGGUAUAAAGGCCAACUAGGCCAUGGGAACAGAGAGUCUUAUCUAGAGCCUAAAGUCUUUUCAGGGACAAUGGAAUGAAAUGCUGCUGAGUGCGGAGCAUAUCAUUCAGCAGCAAUAGAUAGACUAGGCAAGGUAUGGCACUGAGGAGAAAGCAAUUUUACAGAUGAAGAAAGUGGACUGAUCUACGCUCCUAUAAGGUUAAAAGGGCUUGAACAAGUCCCUUUUUCUGCUUUGGCAUGUGGCUAUGGAUAUACAAUGGCAGUCACAGAAGCCAGAAGUACCGUUUAUGCAUGGGGAAAGCAGGUUCAUAUGAGACUUUUCACCUUGAAAAACGAUAUCCCUGAAGGAGAAAACACUGCCAAUCCUAUCCCGAAUACUAUCCCAAACAGAGAAAAAGUCGAGUCAAUAUCAGCUGGAAAAUUCCAUGGGAUCAUCGCCACCAAUGAUGGCAGUGUCUAUGUCUGGGGAUAUGCUUACAAUGGCCGACUAGGCGACCCUGAGGCAACUUUGACCAAUAAAUGCAAACCUUAUGAUGGAAAGCCGCUUGAUCUAAGCUAUAUCUUGACAAAGGUCGAUGAAGACCAAGACGCCAUGAAGACAGAGGACGCCAAACUGACCUUACAAGAGCUGCUUCACAAUGAACCUGACGAGCUUAAAGAAACCAGCAUCAGAGAGUGCGACAAAGAAAAUAUCAAGAAAUUCACUGACUGCAUUGACAGAUUUUUAGAGCUUUCCCAAAUGGACAAAGUCCAAGAAAGCUUUUUCAGCAGGAUUAAGCACAAGCUGUUAUCAAGAAUCCAACAAGAGCCUUUUAAAUGUGUAUUUAAUGACAAAGGUGUUGAAAAAAAUGAAGAAUUAGAAGAAAAGAACUUUUAUUACUGCGCCAUGAUGACUACUUAUCAAAUGCACGCUUGUUACUCAUUUAAGCUGCUGAAUAGGAAUAUCCCAGAUGACCGUAAGCUGAGCUUCAUGAAUUUGAUUUUUACUGAUAUGGAAGAAGACAGGCGGCUUAUUUAUACUGCAAUUUAUCUCUGUCAGAUGCUUCUCAAAAAGAAGCUGGAAGAGGAAAGCAUUAAUUACCCUGAUUUUCUGAACGAUCCUAACUUAUUGUAUAGAAAGCUCUUUGUGAAAACAAUUUGUGCAAGCAGCCAAGAUUAUGAUGUCAUACGAAGCAUUGCGCAUUCCUGCAUCAGCAAUAUGGUCAAUGUUAUAAAUGAUGACCCACAUGGAAUUGACCCAAACCCUAUGGUUGGUCUGAAAACUCAGGCCCAAAAUUUGAUCACGGCUUAUGCUAUGAACAGGAGCAACGUCGAUAAAAGAAUGUCUAAGCUGAAAUCUGUGAUAGAUGCGAUUGCAAUGAACAUUAAAAAGCAUUUACAGUCAAACCCAGUUUCUAGCGUCGUCAUUUUAUUAGUAAAAGAUUUAUUAAUGCAAUGUAAAGCAAGGUUUAAAAAACCUAUUCAUAAGCUGGAGCCUGGAAAAGAGCUGACAAACCGAACAGUGCAUGCUGUGCUUGGGAUGGUUUUUGAGCCAGUCGAAUUCGCCAUAAAAGACCCCACUUCUUAUCUGGUGCCUUUAGAAGCAAGCAUGGAAAAUCAGCAGAAAAACUUGGACUCAUUAGGAGAAGCUGUCAAAGGCUUUUUCGCUGGAGUUCAGCUUGGAGAACCAGAAGAGAGGUGGUAUCGUGAAAUAAAUGAGCUUAAUAUCAACAAUGAGUUGUACCUUGUCAAUAAAAGAGAAAUCGUCAGAGAGAUUUUCACACAAAAGGCUGUUUUAGAAGAAGAAGCAGUCUUAGCGCUAUUUGAGCACUCGCUGAAUCCUACUGAUAAGGUGAUCACUAUAAAUGUGCAAAACCUUGUAAGGCUGCAUAAUGUGACUCAAAGCAACUUAGAAGCUUUGAGGGUGAAUAGUCCCAGUUAUGAUCCGCUCUGCAUAUUAAUGAGCGCUCUUAAAAACGUCCCAUCCCUAAAAUCAUUCGGAAAAAACGAAACAGUUAACCUCAGACUUAUGACAAGAGCCCUCAGACAAGACCAGUCACUUGUAAGAUGUCCUAACUGUUCAAUGCUUGUCCCCAGAGAAAUGGCCCCUAACAACUUUAAGCCUGUUAUCUCUCUUUAUGAUCCAAUGCCCCCUAACUCAGGACAGUAUAUGCUUACUAAAAUCAUGGGUGAAGGCUACAAGAAAAAUGAUAAGGUCAAGAUAUCAGAGUAUUUAAACGAGUACAGAAAUUUAUGCGAAAAAUACAUGAAAGACUUCGACACCAUUGAAAAAAUCACUUUACUGCUGAUUGAUGUAGACACAAAAAUAGCCUCAAAAGAUGAAGUGGCCGUUAUAAGUGACGAAGAUGAAAGAGAAGAUCUCUGUGUGAAGCUUAGAGAAGAAAACUUAAAAGGGACUGAAGCACAGUGCAAAGAAGAGUUCAAAAGGAGAAAAGAACACUAUAUUCAGCAGAAAAAACUGAUGAGCAUGCUGGACAGGCUGGAAAAUGCUUUAAAUCAAUAUUCAGCUACAACCCUGAUCCCUGAAGGUACGAGAAGAAAAGUGCUUUUCAACGUAGAAUACGGAUGCAGCAACAGAGACCUUGAAAAGUUUUCUGACUCCGUCAUAUAUUCCAUCUAUAUGAACAAAAUCAGAGACUACACAGUCAAGAAAACCAUGUCUAUCGAACUUUUUGAAAACCUCAAAGAAGACAUGAAAGACAAUCUACGAGGCUUCUGCAAGCGAACUCUCGCUGAGCUAAAACGGAAAAAAAUCAUCAGUGACUUCAUAAUCCCUCAAAAAUUCAAGCCAAAAGACAUUUACCUUACUUUUGAGAUAGAGGAAGACAUAAUUACUUUUAUCGCGACCUAUUCCCCAAGCAAAAUCAACUUUUUAGGGAGAAAUGACUUUGGGGAGGAACAAAUUUUAUGCAAUGAAAAAUUGACGAUACAUAUGCUGGAACAAAUGAGGGAGGAAGUAAAGCAAGCAAAGGAAGAGGGACAAGAAAAAGUAAGAACGAUUCCUGAACAAAAUAAGGCCUCGACAGUAAAGUUUGAGUUUUUCACAGAUAAGCUGAUCAAGCUUAUUGGGACCAUUGAAGACCAAGUAGCAACAUAUGUGCAGAAUGUGAUUAUUAAUGAAGGAGAAGUGGCAGCUCCAGAGACUCAUCAUAGAGGGUAG
Messenger RNA from Blepharisma stoltei, 5490 nucleotides. NCBI's taxonomy places the organism in Eukaryota, Ciliophora, Heterotrichea, Heterotrichida, Blepharismidae. The record is from the annotation of a GenBank genome assembly.